UAAAAGCACUCGCUACAGAUAACAUCUUCCGUUAAACUAUUGAGAAUCGACUGACCAAAAAAUAUAGCCUGAGGGGGGAAACGUUGCAUACUUAUUCCCCGAUAAACGGAAUAAGAAUUUGGAUAGGCGUGGUCAGAUAUUGUCAUUUGUUAUGGCUGGGUUAGAUGGAGCCACCGAUAAGAUUGCCUGAUAAGGAAAUGGCUGAGAGGGUUCCACGCGUAUCGUGGGGAGAAACGGGACGAUGCCGUGCAAGAUGAAGAUAAACUAAGACAGUCAGCAUUUUAUAGGAAGCCUCGCUGAUGAUUUUCUGACUUUUAUGCCGACUAAGUUUAGGAAUUCGUCUCAGUUACUGAGGGGAUGAGCGGUGGAUAUCAGCUAUGCUUGUUUUUUUUUUCUUUGUAUACGCUUCUGCUCCAAGAAUCUGAUUUAAGGGUGAAGCGACUGAAAGGCAAACAGACAGCCUCAAGAAAAGCCCAAGAUAUCUACGCCCACAGGCACUUUUGCCACUGCUUUAAUCAAGAGGCCAUCAGGCGGAAUACAGUCAAUGUCUCAUUUAGCUGCUUUUAAGUUCGUUAUGACCGUUUCCCUUUGUCCGGGUUCAUUAGCUUCUUUCACGUUUCUGCAAUGUUCCAACAGGUCAGAAGAGUGAUGACCAUCCUGUUCCUUACUAUGGUUAUUUCAUACUUCAGUUGCAUGAGAGCUGCGCCCAUGAGAGAGGUUCCGGGCGUGCACGGGGGCCACCGAGCCGAGGGCUACCUGGAGGCCGCCGCCGCCGCCGCUGUGGCUUCGGCCGCCCGGGGCCACGGGACUCCACAGAGCGGGGGAGGGCUGCCCUCGCUCACGGACACUUUUGAGCAGGUGAUCGAGGAGCUGCUGGAGGUGGAAGGAGAGGCUGCGCAGCAUCUGGGUCCCAGGGCCGACCAGGGCCAGGGAGGGGGCGGUCCCGGGUCUCCCGCCGCCGCUGACUCGAAGGACGUCGACAUGUACGCCUCGCGGGUGAUGAUCAGCAACCAAGUGCCUUUGGAGCCGCCGCUCCUCUUUCUCUUGGAGGAAUACAAAAACUACUUGGACGCCGCCAACAUGUCGAUGCGCGUACGACGGCACUCGGACCCGGCGCGGCGCGGGGAGCUCAGCGUGUGCGACAGUAUUAGCCAGUGGGUGACGGCCGUGGACAAAAAGACGGCCAUCGAUAUGUCCGGCCAGACCGUCACCGUGCUGGAGAAGGUUCCGGUGGCCAAUGGUCAGCUGAAGCAAUACUUUUACGAGACCAAAUGCAACCCUCUAGGGUACACAAAGGAGGGUUGCCGGGGAAUAGACAAGCGGCACUAUAACUCGCAAUGCCGGACAACCCAGUCGUAUGUGCGAGCCCUCACCAUGGAUAGCAAAAGAAAGAUUGGCUGGAGGUUUAUACGGAUAGACACUUCUUGUGUAUGCACAUUGACCAUUAAGAGGGGGAGAUAGUGUACACAAUGUAUAGAUUUUAUUGAGAGUUCUAAAAAGAGAGAGAGAGAAGUAAUCUAUUUGUAUAUAUACAUAACAGGGUAAAUUAUUCCGUCAGAUGAAAAUUUUAUGGACUGCAUGUAAAAAAGAUGAAGUUUAUACAGUAAAAGUGAUACUACAGUCUAUUUAUUGAACAUAUUCAUGACCUUGUAAACAAUUAAAAAAAAAAUCUGAUCAGU
Molecule: messenger RNA, 1679 nt
Organism: Electrophorus electricus (electric eel)
Lineage: Eukaryota; Metazoa; Chordata; Actinopteri; Gymnotiformes; Gymnotidae
Source: RefSeq, a predicted model, not a curated record